AUGGAAGCAGAGGACAGCGCGUCUAAUAUGGAAUCGACCUCCCGUUUGCGGGACACGCUGCUUAAACUCAGUGAUGAAAACGUCAAACUCAAGGCGAUGCUCGAUUUGUCGAACGAUAAAAUCAGGCAUCUGCUGAAGAACCAGUCUCGCGUAGAAUCUUUGGAGAAACUACUUGAAGAAAGAGCAAAUGAGGUUCAUUCUUACAAGCAGCAGUUGUUGCGACUGCUUUCAACCAGGACCGAAGGCGUAGUCGCUGAAACUUCAUCGUCGUCCGACCAUAUAAACGUUGAUCUACACGCAACUGCCGCCAAACUUUUGCAAGACAACCUGAAACUUCGCAAAGAGUUGGUGGGCGUUACGCCGGAUCGAUCGGCUGACCGUUCGUUUGCUCACUGCAACCAAUGUACUACGCUACGAAGGCAGAAGGACAGACAGGCGCUGUACUUCGAAAAGAAGCUUUUGCACCACCGAAAACUGGAGCGAAAAUAUCAACUGACGCUGAAAGUUUUAGAAGAACACGUUCAAGAGUUGAAGAAGAUGAUGGAUCAAAUGGAAAAAACUUAUCAAGUAAGUUACUAUAAUUAAUU
Molecule: messenger RNA, 587 nt
Organism: Soboliphyme baturini
Lineage: Eukaryota; Metazoa; Nematoda; Enoplea; Dioctophymatida; Soboliphymatidae
Source: the annotation of a GenBank genome assembly